Molecule: messenger RNA, 1616 nt
Organism: Lytechinus variegatus (green sea urchin)
Lineage: Eukaryota; Metazoa; Echinodermata; Echinoidea; Temnopleuroida; Toxopneustidae
Exons: 9
Coding region: 159-1448 (429 amino acids)
Source: RefSeq, a predicted model, not a curated record
UAUGUAUUCUUCAGUGUUCCCUCAAAGCGAGUUGGACAAGGAAACUAUAUGAUCUAUUUUACAGCAGCGUCUGCGGGGCAUCACAUUCCUACGGGUUCAGCGAGGAUAUCAUCGGAUCACCAUCAGGAAGUGUCACCAUAACAAAUAUUGGAGCCAGGAUGUUAAUUGGGAGAGGAAACGCGCGUGGAAUGGUUGUCUGGCUGAUUGCGGUGGCGCUCACGGCAGUAAAGGUGCAAGGCCAAGAUACAACUCCACCGAAUGUGACGUGCAGUGACGUCACCACCCAUCCCGUCUUUGUGAAUAGUUUCUUUGGACUAACCGAAGGUGUUUCGUACACCUACGAGGAUGCGAACCCUGAUCCUAGUGGUAUAUCUUAUAACGUAACCACAGGGACAGCGGGAGACCUCUACCCACCCGGACGAACACCCGUUACAUUAAUCGCAGUCGACCUGGAUGGUAACAACGCUACAUGUUUGUUCUAUGUAGAAAAUACACUGACCGAGCUACCAGUCAAUUGCCCCGACCUAAACCGGACCGUCCCCACCGAUGUCGGGCAACCCACAUACUCAUACACCCCUGCAAUUGGGCCUGGUGACGUCACAAAGAGUAAACCGCAAUACAGAUAUCACGGCGCCGCGGUCUCUGUCGAUUCCGUCAUUGCUGUCGGUACUGGACUGGAUGUUGGAAGUCAUGUAGCCACGAUCAUCAUCUACGAUGACGUCCUUAACAAGACGUGUUCUGGUUACAUUGUUGUACAAGACACGGAAAGGCCCAACGUGACGUGUCCGGAAAAUAUCACGGAGAGCUUAACAAAUGUCAUCGACUUUUCAGCGACAGCAAUCGACAAUGUCGGGGCUUCUCUGGUGUAUCAACCAGAUUCUAGUAGUAGGUUAGCUCCAGGUCUAACCCUGGUGACUGUAAUGGCGCAAGACCAGGCCGGACUCUCGGACACCUGUUCCUUCUCUGUUGAGAUAACAUUAACCGAAUUACCCGUGGAAUGCCCUGACGAGUCAACAAUCCAACUCGACCCAUCGCAAUCAACCUACCAGUACCAACCAUUAACCAUUGACAAUCUCACACUCAUGGAGGAGUCAUAUCAAUUCUACGGUGACGUCACAAUAGAUAUGAUGAUCAAUGGCACAUAUAACUAUACACUCUCCCUCGGGACAUACACCCUUACAAUCGUGGUCGAUGAUACCGUCUUUAGCAAAACAUGUUCAUCGUUGAUCAGAGUCAGAUUGAAGGAAGACGAUGAUGACCGGAAAUUGAAUAAAAGUCCCAUCUCAACAGUUGUCAUAGUGAUUAUCACGUUUGGUGCAGUACUCCUUGUUGUCUUUGUCGUCGGGUGUAUUGUUUACCAAGUAAAGAAAACGAACGCAAGAGGAAAGGAAACUGUCAGUCGGCCUGAAACAGAGACCAUCAACACGAAGACGACUUCAACAGUUUGAUAAAUAAGGCCUAUUAGUGUUUAUCAAUUCACGUGUCCAUAUUCAAGAUUAUUAUCACGCUUAUAAGGAGGACGACAAUGAUGACGAUGAUGACUACGAAUACGACGACUGCUACAUACUACGUGAAUGAAAAGAUAAUUGCAAAAUAAAAGUGGCAGGAAAAUUUAA